Messenger RNA from Notolabrus celidotus (New Zealand spotty), 2835 nucleotides. RefSeq names its product N-acetyltransferase 15 (GCN5-related, putative) (gene naa60). Gene Ontology annotation, biological process: N-terminal peptidyl-methionine acetylation. The transcript has 7 exons. Gene Ontology annotation, cellular component: Golgi membrane. The record is from RefSeq and is a predicted model, not a curated record. NCBI's taxonomy places the organism in Eukaryota, Metazoa, Chordata, Actinopteri, Labriformes, Labridae. Gene Ontology annotation, molecular function: histone acetyltransferase activity; protein-N-terminal amino-acid acetyltransferase activity. Bases 226 to 954 code for a protein of 242 amino acids.
CUUGAAGCGGUUACAAACAGGAAGUAAACAUCCAGCUGUUGGAGAGUCCUGGUUAGCCUAGCAGACUGUUUAGCAUUGGCACAGUGAUGAAACGGUCUUACGAAUCGGAAAUAAACUGGUGUUUUACUAUGCUAUGUCCGGAGUAGUACACUAUAUCGUUUGAUACUCAAAGGACUAUAACUGUCCUCGACUUUCUUCCGGGUCAGGUGUCGAAACAAGGUGUGAAUGAGUGACGUGGUGCCUCCCACAGCUCUCAGUGAAGUCCAGCUCCGCUUCCUCUGCCACGAUGACAUAGAAAGUGUCAAGCUGCUCUGUGGGGAUUGGUUUCCAAUCGAGUACCCAGACUCAUGGUAUCAGGACAUAACAUCCAACAAGAAGUUCUUCUCCCUCGCUGCCACCUUCCGAGGAGGCAUCGUGGGAAUGAUUGUGGCCGAGAUCAAAGGCCGGACCAAAGUACACAAAGAGGAUGGAGACAUCCUUGCCUCCAGUUUCCCUGUGGACACACAGAUAGCCUACAUCCUCAGCCUGGGAGUGGUCAAAGAGUUCAGGAAACAUGGCAUAGGCUCUCUACUGCUGGACAGUUUGAAAGAGCACAUCUCAACCACAGCCCAGGACCAUUGCAAAGCAAUCUACCUGCACGUUCUCACCACCAACAACACUGCCAUCCACUUCUAUGAGAACAGAGACUUCAGGCAGCACCACUACCUGCCCUACUACUACUCCAUACGAGGCGUCCUCAAAGACGGAUUCACAUAUGUGCUCUACAUAAAUGGGGGUCACCCACCCUGGACAAUAUUUGACUAUAUCCAGCAUAUUGGUUCCACCCUGGCCAGCUUGAGCCCCUGCUCCAUCCCUCAGAGGUUAUACCGACAGGCCCAGUCGCUGCUGCGUUCUCUCCUGCCUUGGUCCAACAUCGCUUCCAAGACGGGCAUACAGUACAGCAGAACAAUGUGACAGAGCACGGGUUGCACUUCUGUGUCUCAUCAGUCUUCCUGUACAUACCAAGAAGUACAGACACACACCUUCUCCAAUCUAGUCUGACUUACCACAGCAGGACUCAGGUUCAACCUCAGUUUGACCGUUCACACACUAGAGUGCUGUCUGCAACUCGGUGCACAUUUGGCACUGUUCACACAAAACCCAAGUUUUGCAGCUAUAGUUAUUUCAAAUAUUCAUACAUUAUCAUAUAUAUGGUACACCAUCCUAUAGUUACCUUAGUAACCUGUGUUUACCCUGUCCUACCAAAGCUGAACAGUGUCAGGCCUGCUUUAACCAAGACUGUGAAGCAAAACAGAGGUCCUGGUUCAGAUGAACUCUGUCGAUCGAGGAGUCCAGACGGCAAAUACAGGUCAUCGUUUUGGUGUAAAGGGGUGUAGGAUUCACACGCACGCGCACGCACACUCACUCACUCACUCACUCACUCACUCACUCACUCACUCACUCACUCACACUCACACACACACACACACACACACACACACACACACACACACACACACACACACACACACACACACAUACACACACACACAUACACACACACUGACUCACUGGUAACCCAGACUUAAAGGUUUCAUCCUGCCUAUCUCUCAGUCUCCCUCCAUCCUGUCCACCACUGACACAGAGACUAUGUAUACUGUUUGUAUAUUAUAUAUACUAAGCUAAUAUAUAAAAUUCUCUUAAUAUGUAUGUCUGUUUUAUGCUGUCCAUAGUUCAAAAAACAAAAAACAAUCACGUCCCCUUUUUUUGAUUUAAGAAUAAUUCAAGAGUCGAUUCCAGUUUGUUCAGUAGAGACUCAAGACAAAGGUUAAUGUGAUUGGACUGUGAAUCUAGCUAUAGCCAUAGGCCAGGGUAGAAUAUAGCUGAUUUAAAGCUAGGAAACUUGAGACACAUUGUAGAUGGGUGAUAUAUUUAGUAGCAAAUGCUAUUCCAUCAUGGGAUUCUUCCUUUUUAAAACUCAAUAUUCUAAGAUUUGCUGUGUGCAAUACUUGAAACAGUAUAAGUGACAUCGGCUCAGUAACUUUUGGAGAUGUUAAAGUAUGUUUCUCAGUACUAACAACAACAAAAAGCUUCAGAAACAUUACAUAUUAUGCAGCACUGUAUCAAAGUCCAACCUAGAAAUACCAUAGUCACUCCAAGCAAGAUGGCCUUUUGACUUGUUUCCAGAUGUUGCCUAUGUAUAAUUAAUACCAGACUAAAUGGAAGUUGCUUGGGUCCUUAUUUCAGAGGUUUUAAAAUAGAGGCAGCCCAGUCUGUCUGCUCUGUGGCUGUAAAACUGCUGCUACUGUAGAGAAAUGUAUAUUUGUUUGACCAGAUUUUUAAAUACGGCCCAGAUUAGAUUUUUAUAUCGGCCUAAUGGAGAGAUAAGAAUAAGGAAGUAAUGUCCCCAAACACACCUUGUGUGUCUGUGUGCAUGCAUGUUUGUUUGUCUGUACGUGUGUAUAUGCACACAGGGUAAGAAAUUAGUCACCCAGCAAGUGCCAAAUAUUGGUCUGAUAUGCCAGUAUAAUGAGUAGAGUUCACCCAACAUGUUAGCUGGUAACUUUGUUAGUGACUAACAUUGAAGUUUCUCAAUUUUUCUUUCAUUCUGCUGCACUGCAUAAGACAUGAGGAGCCUGAUCCAGUGUAUCAGCGAGCUGUCUUAGGUUUUAUACAUGACAUAGUACUGAAAAAGGUAAAGGGUAACUGUGGGGGAAAAUGUGGAUUCAUUGUUAAAAGGUGAACAUUUCUCUGUUUACCAGCCCUGCACUGGUAACUUUUAAGUAAAUUUGACACAUAAUGUAUGCAAUAAACUUGUUUCAUUUGACUGAUUGUAAAGGCAAUGUUUGAACAUUU